UCCUCACACACUUCCUGUCUGUCAGUGGCCUGUUGGUGUGCGGGAGCGCAGCAGUGUUUGUGCGCAGCGCAACGCGGUGCAGGCGGAUACCUGCGGCCCGGUGGCGCGCUCUCGUCGCACUGCUCCGUCGUGGCCAGGAUGUGGGUUCGCCUGUUGAACCGCGUGGAUGUGCGCAGGUGGUGAACGAAGCCUUUGGAAUCGUUGGACUUGGCGGACGCGCACAGGCGCACGGAUGCCGGGCGGUGAAACUGCAGGUGAGGCGAGGAAGGCGACGACAGAACCUGAGCGGUGACGAUGCAGCACACGUCGUGUACAGAGGACCGGAUCCAGCACGCUCUGGACAGGUGUCUGGACGGGCUGAGACAGAGCCCCACAGCAGCACACCACUGGAACGUGCUGAUGUGCUCGGCGGGUCAGUCGAUGAACCGCUGGAGCCUGGAGGAGUUGGUGAAGAGAGACCCCGAGAAUUUCCUCAUCCUCUUACAGCAGAUCAUCAUAAAGACCAAAGAGGUUCAGGAGCAGUGUCAGUACGAGCUGGUGGUGCCCCUCGCCAUCAUGUUCUCCUCCACACUGCUUCAGACACCCCACUGUCCUCCGAACACGGAGCUGCUGGAGGAAGCCGUCGAGGUGUUUCGCUGCUUCCUGACCUGGCCGGAGCCGUACUGCAGUGUGUGUAAAAACCUGCUCUCCACACUACAGCUGGAGAUCAAGGCCCCUGGGAUUUCCUUUCAGAGACUGGUGCGACAGGAGCAAGGCCUUAACACCUCAAGCCAGUGCUCCAAGACCUUGACGGUGCUGCUGAUGAACCCGGGCGAGGUGCCCGCUGACUUUCUGUCGGUGGCCGAGCAGCUCAGUCACGUCAAGCACUCGCAGAGGGAGACUUACAUGAACCUGAUCAAACACGCCUUCCAGUCCGCACUAGGCACCAAGUACCCUCUCCACAGUAUCCACAAAGCGCUGCAGGGAAAAACUACGGACGAAUUGCGUGACAUCUUUUCCGUGGUAAGCGACGUCUUAGAGACGGCCGCUGACGCAAGUGACCCUCUGAAGGGGCGCGGCCAUGUGAUCCAGGGCCUGGAGGGACUGAGGGAGAGAAUGAGAAUCCCAGUAUCCAAUGGAAGGAAGUCUGAUGGAAUGCUGCAGACGCUGCCACUGCCUACAGCCAAUUGUUACAUGUUUCACUGGGAAAAAGACAACUUUGAUGUUCUGAACUCCCUUUUGGAGCACGGCCCUGAUGAUCUCACCGCUAAUGGGCAGUCUGAGGAAGAAGAGGAGGUUGACAUCAAUGGAGAGGAUGAUGAGGAUGAUGAUGAGGAUUUGACAGAGAUGGAUGCAGAAGACGAGGUAGAGGAUGAAGAAGACAAAGAGGAGGAGGACCACGGAGUAGAGUUGCCUUCGAUGACUAUCAUCCCCAAUGGGUACAGCAGCAACCACCGUGCCUCCACCUUCUCCACCAUCUCCUCCCUGUCCACCGCCUCCAAAGACUCUAUGUUCUCCACCCUGUCUGUGACCUCAGAGUCCUACGCUCAGUCACUCUUCUCUGUCACUUCUGGCGCUGACAGUGACUACUGCGAGGAUUCCGAUGACUAUCUCUGCUCCUCUCCCGUCAUGGAAAAGUGUUCGCCAAGGUCCACCAAAGCUUCGGUCCGGCUCAGCCAACACUUUUACAAGUUCUUCUCCAAGAGCCCUCGGUCGCUGUGCCGAGCGAAAAGCUUAGGAAACACGGAAUCCAAGGACCUUUUGUUGGUGCGAGAGAAGCGCUCCAACUCUCUACCGCAGCAAGUCAGGUUGCUGAGUCCUGAGCUGCUCCCGCAGCCACAAAGUCAAACUCUGAGACAUGUUUGCUUCCGGAGGAGGCCUAUCCUUAGCAGUGACGAGGACAAUAAGAAUACUACGCUGAGGGUUGUUGUGUUUGGUGCUGAUCAUGUGGCAGGGAAGGUGGCCCGGGCCUAUAAUAGCCUGAGGAGGAAGGAGAGUGCAUGUCCACGUCUCAGCAGGGUCUUCAAGCUCCUGUUCUACUUUGUGCCUGUGAAGAGGGACUCAGCAGGAGGACCCGGGAGUCUGAGGUCCCCAUGUCCCGUGGUUCAAACUGGAUCGCCAAAGGGAUCGGCCCUGUCGAGUAGUCCUCACCUCACAGGGGAUAGUACGAAUGACAUAGCCCAUCUCCUCGGUAUGUUGGACCCUUGGUACGAAAGAAACACCCUCAGCCUCCUUAACUUGCCUGCCAACGUUGUCUGCCAGCAAACCUCAAAGACAGAGUCAGAGUCCUAUGAUGGUUCAUAUGAGCAUCGUCUACCCAUCCUUGCCGACUUGGUCCUGUAUUACUGCCGCUUUGCUGCCCGGCCUACGCUGAUCCAGCUCUAUCAGGCCGAGUUGACGUUAGCCUGUGGCGAGAGGAGGACUGAGGUGUUCGUCCACUCCUUAGAGUUGGGUCACACCGCAGGAACACGAGCCAUCAAAGCAAUGGGUGCUGCAAGUAAACGGUUCGGUAUUGACGGUGACAGAGAAGCGGUGCCUCUAAUGUUGGAGGUGGUGUACAACAGGGUGGUUAUUAGUGGAAGAAGCCAGUGGAAAAGGGAAACAAAAGUCUGUACUUCAGUGAACUUGACCAAAGCCUGCAAGAACCCGGAGGAACUAGAUUCAAAGAUGGAGUGCCUGCAGCUCAUGAUGACUGAGGUCCUGAAGAGACAGAACGCCAAAAGCAAGAAGGGUUUUAACCAGCAGCUGAACGUGAUGGAGGUGAAGGUGGACAAGGUGCAGGUCAGCGGUGCUGGAAACACAACCUUCGCUGUGUGUCUGGACCAGGAUGAGAAGAAGAUUCUACAGACUGUCACCAGGUGUGAAAUAUCAGUGUGCUUUAAACCUGACAGCUCCACUGACUGGAGACUAACAGAAUCCGGGACGUCGGCCCAAAUCCAGCCUCUCCACCCCACCUUCUGCUCCCUCCUCUGCCUGCCCAUAGUCACUUUCAGUGGGGCUCUUCCCUGAGCCCGUUGACCACUGGUGUGGGUGGAUUGAAAGAUUCUGUGCACAUGCUCUGAAUGACAGAUGCCGCCCGCAGAGGAGAAGUGCACAGAAUGACACAGUUUUAUCAUUUCUGCCUGUUUUUUUCUUAAAGCUGUUGCGACCCCUGUUCACACGGCGGUGGCCUCACACAGCGGUGGGACACAACUGUUGGAAACUGGUGGACGUGAGCAGGAGGGGUCUUGAUGCAGACACAUAUCGACAGACCCAAGAAACAAAGAAUGUCUCUGGGCACAAUAGCUUCAAUGAGGCCGAGUCAAAAUUUUUGUGUACUAGACAAUUAUUGACUAUUUUUCAGGGAAUCAUUCAAAGUUUCAGGGGUCAGGUUUUGGUUCCUCUUUUUUACUUUUGGCAGAGAAGUGACCUUAACCACGUGAACAUUACAAUGUGCUUUGGUCAAACAGGGUGAAUCUACAGAGUCUCAGGUGGGAUGGCACUCGAAGAGAAAUAUGCCGUGGCAAUUCUGGGUCCUACAGAGAGACAGACUAUACAAUAUUCUGGGAUCAUCUUAGAGUCAAAGUAUGAGAACUUUUCUCUAGAUCAACCCACAUGGACAUAGAGGACCAUGGGACAUUUUUGCACCUGCUGACAAGACCAGACUACGUCACUAUGGCUGAGAGUGGACACUAUGCAUCUUAACAAUAAUCAUGUUUGUAUAAUAGUGAAUGUCACACCAUGUUUUUUUUUAUGUUUAUUAUAUACUGUAUGGGCUUUUAAUUUCUCCUGAGGAGUUACUCAUGUCACUGUCUUGACUGGUGUUCUGAAUAUGACCAGCAGGGGGCUGUGUUGGCAUUCCCUUUGAUUUCAAUAGAUUAACCCAGAGUUGGUGCAAGUAAUGGCUGUAAAGUAGCUUAUGCAUAAACCAUAUUUUAACGAUAACAUUCGUUUCAUCAGGGGCACAGAUGGAAAAUGUAGAUUUUAAAAACAUGGUGCUAAAAAUUACACCUGAAUGCACAUUUUUCUUUUCUUUUUUUAAACGAUGACAUUUUUUAAACUGUUUUGUUGCUGUAACGGGAUAAUACCCUGAUUACUAUGACUCAUAGUGAAUUAGUAGCACUGCAUAUACUUUUCUGUAAUGGAAUCAAAGCACUUGAACAUUAGAUUAAAUGAAUUAGGUACUAAAAUGCUAGGACAGACGCCUGUCCUCUACUCUCAUUACAUGCCUUCUCCGAUGAAAUAUCGAAAAAUGCAAUAUAUUUGUUUUUAUAAAUGUAUGUAUAUCGUCCAUGCAGUGGAGGCAAUUCAAAUUCAGUGAUCAUUAAAAUAUAUGUCUUCAAUUGCA
Messenger RNA from Scophthalmus maximus (turbot), 4306 nucleotides. RefSeq names its product phosphoinositide-3-kinase, regulatory subunit 5 (gene pik3r5). Gene Ontology annotation, cellular component: phosphatidylinositol 3-kinase complex, class IB. Gene Ontology annotation, biological process: G protein-coupled receptor signaling pathway; positive regulation of MAP kinase activity. Gene Ontology annotation, molecular function: 1-phosphatidylinositol-3-kinase regulator activity. NCBI's taxonomy places the organism in Eukaryota, Metazoa, Chordata, Actinopteri, Pleuronectiformes, Scophthalmidae. The coding region runs from base 295 to 2988 and encodes 897 amino acids. The transcript has 18 exons. The record is from RefSeq and is a predicted model, not a curated record.